AACGCCGCUCGCCAUUGUCACACGCUCAGACAGUCAGAAAAGAUCUCUCUUUCUUCAAAAAUGUCCGACAGUUGAAACUGUAUCUCAGUAUUCUUUACUGUCAGAAAUUCGCAAUUUCGUCAUCUUUGCCAAGAGAAGGAAAGAAACAGUAAAUGGCUUCUGUUUCCCCACAUCCAGACCUUGAUUCCCAGCCUGGCCCAUCUACGCUCGCCGGCAGCUGCCCCGGCUCCUCCGGCGAGAUUCUUCCCAAGAUCCAGCUGAAACUCGAACCGUUCGACGAUUUCGCGCAAGCAGAACUCCAAUCCCCUGCGUCUUUCCCAAACCCUAGUCCCACACCCAAUUCAUGGUCGAAUUCGAAUCCGGGUUUCUGUCUCUCCCCUAGUCCCAGACCGGAUGGUAAUAGCACCGGGCCAAAUGUACAUAGCGAGGGAGGUGCAUGCCCGGAGUACUCUAAAGUUUCUGAGAUGUUUCGCACCGCAUUAGCAAAGAAGAUGGGGAAAUACGGAGACGUGGAGGUUGUGGAUGACCCAGAUUCGCGAGCAAUUGUUGCUGUUAAUGAAGACGGGCAGCUUUCGGAUACGGUCAUUGAACGGAGGAGGUAUCAGCAGCGUUCUUCUGAGCUGGUAAGGAUCACGGAUCUUAAUCAAGAAGAUGAGAGGUAUUUCCGGGGUGUUGUUCGCCGAACUAGAAUGUUAUAUGAUUCAAUACGUACACUUGCGCUAUUGGAGGACGCGAAGAACCAGAUAUAUGGGCCUUGCAGGAAGAGUAGAGGGGACUUGAAGGCUGCACAGGUAUUGAGGGAGAGGGGACUCUGGCUGAAUCGCGAUAAGCGCAUAGUGGGUUCCAUCCCUGGGGUGUACAUUGGAGACGUGUUCUUCUUCCGAAUGGAGUUGUGCGUGGUUGGAUUACAUGGUCAGGUCCAAGCAGGAAUUGACUAUCUUCCUGCAAUACAUAGCUCAAAUGGGGAGCCAAUUGCCACUAGUGUUAUUGUCUCUGGGGGAUACGAGGAUGAUAUGGAUUCAGGGGAUGUGAUAAUCUAUACUGGGCAAGGGGGGCAGGACAAGAACUCGCGCCAAUGUGUUAGCCAGAAGCUUGGAGCUGGGAACUUGGCAUUGGAAAGGAGCAUGUAUUAUGGGAUUGAGGUAAGGGUAAUCCGCGGCUUCAAAUACGAGGGCACUGCUAGUGGGAAAGUUUAUGUUUAUGAUGGGUUAUAUCGAAUUGUUGACUUUUGGGAUGAAGUGGGCAAGUCUGGGUUCGGAGUGCUCAAGUAUAAACUGGUAAGGAUUGAGGGUCAACCCGAAAUGGGAAGUACCAUUUUGAGAUUCGCGGAGACCCUUAGGGCCCAACCACUGGUUGCAAGGCCAAGAGGGUAUCUCAGUCUUGAUAUCUCAGGGAAGAAAGAGAAUGUUCCGGUUCUUUUAUACAAUGACAUAGAUGCAGAUCAAGACCCUAUUUAUUAUGAUUACCUGUUGAAGACUGUAUUCCCACCACAUGUAUUCCACCAUGUUGGGUCCCACACAGGGUGUGAUUGUGUCAAUGGGUGUUUCGGCAAUUGCGUAUGUUCAAUGAGAAAUGGUGGCGACUUUGCAUAUGACAACAAUGGCAUCUUGUUGAGGGGGAAACCGCUGAUAUUCGAAUGCGGGCCGUAUUGUCAUUGUCCAGUGUCUUGUCGGAACAGGGUGAGUCAAAAAGGUGUGAAGAACAGAUUUGAAGUGUUCCGUUCAACAGAGACUGGAUGGGGAGUUAGGUCGCUGGACCUGAUCCAAGCCGGUUCUUUUAUUUGUGAAUACGCAGGCAUUGUGCUCACAAAGGAGCAAGAAGAGAUCUUCAAAAUGAGUGGUGAUAGCUUGAUAUAUCCUCGGCGUUUUUCAGAGAGAUGGGCAGAAUGGGGAGAUCUCUCUCAAGUGUAUCCCGACUAUGUGUGCCCAUCAUAUCCUUCAAUUCCACCUAUAGAUUUUGCAAUGGAUGUAUCUAAAAUGAGGAAUCUAGCAUGUUACAUGAGCCAUAGUUCCAGUCCUAAUGUUUUUGUGCAACCAGUGCUCCAUGAUCAUAAUUACGUCUGCUUUCCUCGCCUUAUGCUCUUUGCAAUGGAGAACAUUCCUCCCUUACAGGAACUUAGCAUUGACUAUGGUGUUUCUGAUGACUUGGAAAAGCUUGCCAUCUGCAACUGAGUAUAUGUCUUGCCCUAAUGGAUGCUGAGAAAGUAAGUAUAUCAUGCCAUCUGAGACUGAGGCUGUAACUCCCUGCUGCUUGUCAAGACACCACUGAAGACUGAAGGUUUGGCCUCUGUUUCCCAUUAAAUUAAGAAAUGUGCUGGGCAAUGGGUAUGAUUUUGCCAGCAGCCCCCUAUUAAAUUGGAAAAUGCUAAAGUGACCCCAACUCUCACCACAUCUUCCACCCCAAACUUCUUACAGACAUCAAUGGGUGUCUUGGGAUGUCUGUGAGAAGCUUCUAGCAUGGUCCAUGUCAGAUUAGUGUCACUCCUUCCCUCUCUGAAGUCCCAACUUUUUUGGGUGGUUUCAUAUUAUUGGUUCUCUUCUCUCUUUUCUUUUUUCUUUUUGUGGAAAAAAGCACAUUCAAAAAAUUACCCACCUUUUCUUUACCCAUGUUUUCUUCCUUUUACCUCACUUUUUACAUUUUCACUCCACCUUUUCUUUUCCCACCUCACCUUCAAAAGUUUACCCACCACACCUUCACCUUCUCUUCAUCCCCAGGGUCCCCAGGACCGAAAAGUUACCUGGGAGGAGGGAGUAAUUUGAGCUGAAGUAUCAAAGUAUAUUGAGAAACUGGGGCAGUACUUUUUCUGCAAGUUCACUCAAAUUACCUGAUUUAUUUCCUUACCCUAUAUACAUAUCCUUAUCAUUACUCAAUCAGGAGUACAUUAUAUUAUGUACAGUUUGUAUCAAUUCUAUCAACUCAUUUUUUUUAUUGUGUCCACUUGUAAGUUUGCAGGGAAAGAACCUUUCUUUCUCAAGUUUCUUUUGUACACAUUGAAACUGGAGUAUGCAAUUGGUAUACUAUAAAGUUCUUGAUGUUUG
This is a messenger RNA of Cuscuta campestris, 3038 nucleotides long. NCBI's taxonomy places the organism in Eukaryota, Viridiplantae, Streptophyta, Magnoliopsida, Solanales, Convolvulaceae. The record is from the annotation of a GenBank genome assembly.